AUGGCGACAAAAACAAGGUCAAAAAAUCACCAGGGGAAGGAAAACGACGAACUUUCAUCAUUGAAACCGGUGAGUGCAAACAAUAAAUGGUCUCAGAAUGAUGACAACAAAGCUGCGAAAGAACAAACGGCGUCCUCGAUAACUUCACCUUCUACAAUAAUUAAUCCAGUUCUUCAAGAAAUUAACGUGAACAAUACACUCAGUACGUCUAGUAAUGUUGAAUCAAUGACCCAAUCCAACCAAACGAAAUAUUACAUUCCACCCCUGCACUCUGAUGAGAGUGAUUUUGAUGAUUCCGACUGUGACCCUCAUUUUAUUCCUGGUUCAACCAGUAAAGCUCCGAGUUUACUUCGAAGUGGUGCGACAAAAUCGUCAGGUAGUUCUUCGUCAAGUAUCUCUUCUUCCAGUAGCUCUUCAUCAAGUAGCUCAGAUCAGGAAGCUGAGAAUGCCUUAAGUUCCGUUGCAUCAACUAGUAGAUCAGCAAUUCAAACGGCUACAGAGUCAAAUGUUCCCUCAGAAGUGCAGCACAACAGAAAAGGCAAAAAGAGGGUACGUAAUGUAUUAAAUUGGAAAACUAAAAUAGCUAAAACACUUCGCAAUACUGGUAAAGCAUACCAAUCAGCGACUAACAAACCGGUACCUGCAAGGAAGAUGGGACCGACAUGUGGCGAAAAAUGCAGUUAUGACCGUCGUCAAAAUUGGUCAGGAGAAAUUAUUAACGCCCUGCUCAAAUUAGAUGAAAUGUAUACAUAUGUUGACCUCUCUGAAAAUUUUGCGAAACUGAAGAAGGUCUAUGGUUAA
Messenger RNA from Parnassius apollo (apollo), 801 nucleotides. NCBI's taxonomy places the organism in Eukaryota, Metazoa, Arthropoda, Insecta, Lepidoptera, Papilionidae. The record is from the annotation of a GenBank genome assembly.